This is a messenger RNA of Beauveria bassiana ARSEF 2860, 879 nucleotides long. Its product is annotated as RTA1 domain protein, putative. NCBI's taxonomy places the organism in Eukaryota, Fungi, Ascomycota, Sordariomycetes, Hypocreales, Cordycipitaceae. The coding region runs from base 1 to 879 and encodes 292 amino acids. The transcript is spliced from 3 exons. The record is from RefSeq and is a predicted model, not a curated record. Gene Ontology annotation, cellular component: membrane.
AUGUCCAACGAGGAUCGCUCCAUCUGGGCCUAUAACCCUUCAUUUCCUUUGGCAGUUGUAGGCUGCGUCAUCUACGGCCUCUUGUUCGUUGCCAUCACUUACACCACUUGGAUCAAGCACCGUGCGUGGUUCUUCUCCGCCGUCGUUGUCGGCGCUGCGAUUGAAGUGGCGGGUUACGUAUGUCGCGCCUACUCGGCUAAAAACCAAUCUGUCCUUGCGCCAUACAUAUUGACCCUCACUUUGACUGUUCUCGCCCCAGUCUUCAUCGCUGCUGGUAACUACCUCCUCAUCAGCCGCCUCAUACUAUGUGUCCUCGCGCCCACGCACCAUCGUAUACUUGGUAUUGCCGGUCGCCUCAUUACACCCAUCUUCGUCACCUUUGACAUUCUCUCGUUUGUCGUUCAGGGCAACGGUUCAGCCAUUGCCAGCACGGGUAAUUGGAGAGGCCCCAAGGAAAAGGUUGGCAGAUACACAUUGAUUGGCGGCCUGUUGCUGCAGCUCCUCGCUUUCGGGCUGUUUCUUGCCGUGUUUGGCCGUUUUCAUUUCCUGGCCAAUCGAUUCGCCGUACCUGAUGCGCCUGUUGGCUGGCGCAGGGUUGUUCGCGCCGUCUACAUCUCCAGCAUUGCCAUCAUGAUACGCUGCAUUUAUCGAGUCUGCGAGUUUGCCGAAGGUAUGCAAGGCUACGCUUUCCGCACUGAGUGGCUCUUUUGGGUGUUUGAGACCAUCCCAAUGACCUUUGCCAUCGGAGUCUUUUGCGUCUGGCAUCCUACGCAAUACCUGCCGCGCAGCACUCUACUCUCCAAAAAGGCCGGAGAAAAGAAGCAGCUCUCGGGAGAAAUGACGACAAGUACGCCUGAAUCACGCGAGCAAAUGGUCUGA